AUGUCGACGGGCGGCGGCACCAAGAACCCAUUUCCAUCCACCUGGCCUCCUCUCGUACCAGCUGGCCCAACCACCUGGCCCCCGACGCCUUCAGCUCCCAUGCCAUCUGCCACUCCAUCAGCUGAGUGUGUGGCCACGCCCCCAGCAGGUGUAUAUGGCUACUUCCCAGCAGGUGUACGUGUAUGCCACGCCCCCAGCAGGUGUACGUGGCCACGCCCCCAGCAGGUGUACGUGGCCACGCCCCCAGCAGGUCCCUAUAUGGUACCCACUAUAUUGUAUUUACGCUGUGUUGACGCCCGCACUGGAGACUUACGCCACCCCACUGCACACUCACACCCCGCUGAGACUCACGACUCCCCGCUGGAGACUCACGACUCCCCCGCUGGAGACUCGCUCCCCCCGCUGGAGACUCACGACUCCCUCGCUGGAGACUCACGACUCCCACUGGAACUCACGACUCGCCCCGCUGGAGACUCAUGCCCCCUUCCUCACAGUUGA
This is a messenger RNA of Homarus americanus (American lobster), 498 nucleotides long. Its product is annotated as ESX-1 secretion-associated protein EspI-like. The record is from RefSeq and is a predicted model, not a curated record. The transcript has 3 exons. Bases 1 to 498 code for a protein of 165 amino acids. Lineage: Eukaryota; Metazoa; Arthropoda; Malacostraca; Decapoda; Nephropidae.